Messenger RNA from Triticum turgidum subsp. durum (durum wheat), 675 nucleotides. The record is from the annotation of a GenBank genome assembly. Lineage: Eukaryota; Viridiplantae; Streptophyta; Magnoliopsida; Poales; Poaceae.
AUGCAGGUGGUGUCCAAUCUUUCUGCCACCACUCGACCUUUGUUCUAUGUGGAGUCUUGGGCAUGCUUUCCGAGGGAAAGAGAACGGCUGUUUAGACUGAUCGAUAGCAGUAAGAGAAAUGGGGUCUUAUUUAUUAGUGGUGAUGUUCAUUUUGGAGAAAUCGCUCGUUUUGACUGCGGUGUUCAAUAUCCAUUGUAUGAUAUUACCUCGAGUGGUCUUACUCAGUCUGUCGAGAAUUCUGUACCAGCAAUAUUUCAAUCUGUUAUGAGACUUCUGGCUUGGCUGACACCAACCCCCAUGCGAGUCUUCAGCCCUAACUGCCGUCACAAAUCAUGCUCAUAUGGUCAGCCAAAUUUUGGAGCAAUCGAAAUAGAUUGGAAUGCAGUAACUCCACGGGUUAAAAUUGAACUAAGAGAUUUACAGGGCAAUUCUGUUGAUGGUGUGGAGUUCCCUAUAUCUGAGCUGAAGCCAUCAAAUGCACAUGCAAACAAAAAAGAAGGGCAUUCUUUUGAAGCACAUUGUAGUCUCGAAACAGAGCUUCCAUGGCUGCUACGGUACCGCCUUGCGAUGCUAUUCUUUGGCACCAUUGCCGUUUUUGUCGUUGCUUUGGUGCUUGUCGGAAUCGCUUGCUGUUCAGCUACUAAAAUGUUUACUAGGAAGUGCAAGAUGGCAUAG